ACUGCAGAAAAAUAUUAAACAUUUUCGAUUUAUUAAGAAAAAUUUCUAACACCCAAUCGAUCCGAGACUACGCGAGUUAUUAGUGAUUAUAUAAGAUCAGCAUUAGUCAAAUUAGUUAAAUUACGAUUUAUAUAUUUAAUAAGUCGUCUACCCUGCGAACAUACAUUCAUUCAAAUUAAAAAAAUGUGAAUAUUUUCUUUUCUUGUAUUUCAUAUUGUAUGUCUAAUGACUUGUUUGUGACAUAAAGGAAAAAUUGAAAAUAAUAUUUGUAAAAAGCAGAACGAAAAUAUGCGUAAAUUUUAAUAAUCGUUUUAUGAUUGUUAAAAGAAAAAUUUUCGAACAGUGGUGCUUUAAGUAUAGACAUUAACAGCCUAUAAGAAAAAAAAUCAAAAAAAAAAAAACAUAAAAAGCUAAUAUAAGAAACGUUUCGAUGGUGUCUAAGUGAAAAAUCCUCAUAUAAAAAUAUUUGUUACACAGCCAUUCAUACUUAUAGUAACUGCAACAUAAUAUGCAUUCGCUCGGUUGGAGUUCUAAGUUAAUAUCGCGUGCAUUGCGCAGUGGCUUCUCCGCAUUAUUAGAAACUACCACCAAUGUUACUUCAAAUAAUGGAGGUUCCAAGUCCAGGCCGCAUUUUAUAUCAGUCGUAUGUGGUUUUCCGAAAGACUUUUUAACAUCAAAAUAUAAACCGGGCAAAUAUGGUGAAGAUUCAUGGUUCAAAACAUCAACUUCUAAUGCGGAUGUCUUAGGUGUUGCGGAUGGUGUUGGCGGUUGGCGUAGUUAUGGCAUCGAUCCUGGCGAAUUCUCAUCAUUUCUUAUGAAAACCUGCGAACGUUUAGUUCAUUGUGUUAAUUUCAAUCCGCAACGACCAGUUAAUCUCCUAGCUUAUAGUUAUUGUGAAUUGUUGGAACAAAAGAAACCCAUUUUAGGUAGUAGCACAGCUUGCGUGCUUGUACUGAAUCGUGAGAAUAGUACGGUCUAUACGGCGAAUAUUGGAGAUAGUGGUUUUAUGGUAGUGCGCAGGGGCGAAAUUGUACAUAAGUCAGAGGAGCAGCAACAUUAUUUUAAUACGCCCUUUCAGUUGUCACUGCCACCACCUGGUCACGAUCAUAAUGUCCUAAGCGAUAGUCCAGAUUCAGCAGACACUUUGAGCUUUCCCGUUAAGGAUGGUGAUGUCAUUUUGGUGGCUACAGAUGGCGUCUUCGAUAAUGUGCCCGAAAAACUAUUAUUGGAUAUGUUAAAAGAAGUUGAAGGUGUAACAGAUCCUGUUAAACUACAAAUGACUGCGAACUCCCUGGCGUUGAUGGCUCGCUCGUUGUCGUUCGACAGUGACUUUAUGUCACCAUUUGCAAUUAAUGCAAGACGUAAUAAUAUAAAUGCAACGGGCGGCAAACCUGAUGACAUAACUGUGGUACUCGCGACUGUAGCAAUUUAAUUUUUUUUUUUUUGUGUUUUAAUUUUAAGAUUAUUUUAACUUUUGAUAUCAUGUGUAUAACGAAGCGAAAAUAGUUAAUUUUUUUCCAUUAUAACUUUAUUUCUCUAUUUUUGUCCCUCUCAA
Messenger RNA from Glossina fuscipes, 1555 nucleotides. Its product is annotated as protein phosphatase PTC7 homolog. The coding region runs from base 509 to 1432 and encodes 307 amino acids. The record is from RefSeq and is a predicted model, not a curated record. NCBI's taxonomy places the organism in Eukaryota, Metazoa, Arthropoda, Insecta, Diptera, Glossinidae. The transcript is spliced from 5 exons.